GGUAACUGUACCUUGCAGGAGAUCACAGAUCUGUAUAUAAGGAGAAAAAUAAAAUAGAAAGAGGUAGUUUUGGCAUGUGUAGACCCGAAAAGAUAUUAUGCACUUUGGGAGGUGUUUUAAAACAGAAGAGAAUAUGCGUAACAAAAAAAGAAAUGGAUUGCGGAGGAAACUAUAAUCAAGUUUGCCCUGAAGUGUACUGCUCAUCUGCCGAUGGCUUCGGAAAUUACACUACCUCUGCUUGUUUCAUAUAUUUUGAAGAUGCAAAUAAUACUUCUACAACUCGUACUCAAGCGGGAUGUGCGCCUAUUGACAUUUGUUCAAUUAUUUCUUGCAAUAGUACUUCUCCGCUAUUUAGCGGUGUGGAUGAUUCUCUUCAAGCCAGAAUGAUUUCAUAUGAUUGUGUUGUAGGGAACCAAACAGGACAUCUCAAAGCUCAAAUGUUAUUGCCAAACAAUACCAACAACACCUGGCCAAACAAUGCUACCUCGACAGAAGAAAGCAGUGCAUCUUUAUCUGCUCAGCCUAUGAUUGAAUUGCUGCCAUUGUUGUUCUUGUGCAUCUUCGGCAUGUUUAUUCUCGACAAACGACUUUAAGUUAUAACUCAGGAUAUUUAUGCAAUAAAUUCAAUAAAAUAUUUGCUUAUUCUAAUACAAUGCGUUUAUUUUAUUGACAAGAUAAUUUUUAGCCCUUCUGUGAGGCUAAUUCCUAUCUACAUAAAUGCGACGGAC
This is a messenger RNA of Mucor mucedo, 728 nucleotides long. RefSeq lists its product as uncharacterized. Lineage: Eukaryota; Fungi; Mucoromycota; Mucoromycetes; Mucorales; Mucoraceae. The record is from RefSeq and is a predicted model, not a curated record. The transcript is spliced from 2 exons. The coding region runs from base 75 to 593 and encodes 172 amino acids.